AUGGAGCAGAGCAGGAGGGCGGUGGAGUCGUACUGGAGGUCGAAAGUGAUCGACGUUGCGACUUCGGACGAGGAUAAGGUCACUCCGGUUUACAAAUUGGAGGAAAUUUGCGAUUUGCUGAGGUCUUCACACAUCUCUAUUGUUAAAGAGGUGUCGCAAUUCAUCCUUAAACGGCUCGAUCACAAAUCGCCGAUUGUUAAACAGAAGGCAUUAAGGGUUAUAAAAUAUGCUGUGGGAAAGUCAGGUGCAGAGUUCAAAAGGGAGAUGCAAAAGAAUUCUGUUUCAGUACGACAGUUAAUCCACUACAGGGGCCAGCCAGAUCCUCUGAAGGGUGAUGCGUUGAACAAGGCUGUCCGAGAAACAGCCCAAGAAACAUUAUCUACUUUGUUUUCAUCAGAUGAUAGCGUAGCUGCGCCUACAGAAAGUAGUCUUCGCAGCCGGAUACAAGGUUUUGGAAAUACCAACUAUGAAAUGCCAUCAGAUGAUAGAAAGUCGUUCAUCAGUGAGGUUGUUGACAUCGGAAGUGCUACAAUUAGACAGGGAUUUAGUAAUUUGAAACAAUCUCCUUCCAUGAGGAAAAGUAAUGAUACUGGAAGUUACAGAAGCCCAAAUCUUGAACGAUCCUUGGCGAAAGAAAAUGAUUAUUCUGAUAGGUAUGAAGGGGUUGGGUCUCGUGCCGAAUAUAACAGCUCUUCUCGCUUUUCAAAAAAUGCUGGUACUGGAAGCUGGGGUGAAGAGAGUUCUACGAGCCAGUCAGAAACUAGUAAUGGAGGCCCUGCUUUGACUUAUAGUCAAAAAAAUCGUGAAGAGAAGUUGUUGGAGACCAUAGUGACAUCAACAGGUGUGCGCCUACAGCCUACACGAGAUGCACUUCAUGUUUUCCUGGUGGAGGCCUCAAAAUUAGAUUCCGAAUCAUUAGCGCAUGCCAUUGAAAUGAAACUGAGGUCUCCUAUGUGGCAGGUCCGCAUGAAAGCCCUAUGUGUCCUUGAGGCACUAUUGAGGAAGAAGAAUGACGGGCAUUUUUCAGUUAUUUCUUUGUACUUCAGUGACAACAAAGAUGUUGUGGUGCAAUGCUCUGAAUCUCCCCAAGCAUCUUUGAGGGAGAAAGCAACUAAGGUAUUGAGUCUUCUGGGUGGUGAACAAAAUGGCAGUGGAACCAACCAUUUCAAGCAAUCGACUAAGAUUCAUCAGCCUUCAAUGAUACCGGAUAUGAUAAACACUGAUGACCCAGAUGAUCUUCUUGGCAUGGAAGAUCCACAAAAAGCAGCAAGUGAGCCAAAAGUAACAAAUGCACCUCCAUCUGUUGCUCCGCUGAUCAAUGACUUACUUGGUGACAAUUUCGACAAUCGUGAGAGCACCAACAAUCUGAACUUUGACGAUGACCCUUUCGCAGAUGUCUCCUUCCAUACAAGUCAAGAUAAUGACCGUGUUACUGAUUUAUUUUCUGGGAUGGCUCUUGAUAUGUCAGGAGCCUCAGAGGCCCGCAUAGCAGCUCAUAAAAAUGAAUCUGAACCAUUCAACCUAUUAAAUUCUAGUUCCGAGGUCCUCAUGGAGCAAGGAACUUCUAGUGAAUAUGCUACCAACUUGAUGGAUGGUAUGCCCGUGAAUGGAAAUGACUCCUCUGCAAAGAAAAAUGCAAGUAGUGAUGACACUGGUAGCAACAUUUUGGGUUCGGUUUCCAGUGCAGAUAAUAAAAGUCCUAAUGUUGCUUUAAAUAAUGCAUUCCCUUUGCAAGCUUCUGAGAUGAAUGUAAAUGCCAUGUUCCCCAUGGGUGCUAUGGCAUAUAAUAUCCCUUCUGGUUUUGGGUUCAAUCCCGCAUUUGCUUCUCAGCCGAUGAACUAUAGUGCCAUGGGGAGUCACUUUGCUCAACAGCAGUUUCUAGCUGCAAUGUCCAACUUACAUCAACUAGGGAAUCUACAAUCCAGUACUACUAUUAAUUCUCCUGGAUCUGUAGGAGGGAAUGCAGCGCCCCUUCCAGAUAUUUUUAAUCCCGGCAUAGCUACCCAACCUCCAACUUCAUUGAUGAAUGGGUCAAAAAGAGAGGAUACAAAAGCAUUUGAUUUUAUUUCGGAUCAUGUGGCCUCAGCUCGUGACACCAAGCGCAUGACUUGAUUCAUUUGAUGUGUGUGGAUUUCUUGCUUCAUGACAUGGGUGCUACCUUUCUUGAAUUGAAUGUGAGUAAGUGUUGUUAUUGAGACUUCAAAAAACAGGGUAAAAUCGAAAGGAUUUCACCCAAAGGCAACUGCGCGACCGAUGUUGUGUGAAUGAAUGUUGCUGAACUACACUUGUUCUGAUCCUAAAAUAGUGCAGUCAUCAAAUGAUUGUUCAUUGUUGUUGUCUAUUUUUAUUUUUAAUUUUUGUACUUUUAUUUGUAAUAGCCCAUUGAGCUUAUUGCCUGAUA
Molecule: messenger RNA, 2401 nt
Organism: Salvia hispanica
Lineage: Eukaryota; Viridiplantae; Streptophyta; Magnoliopsida; Lamiales; Lamiaceae
Product: protein MODIFIED TRANSPORT TO THE VACUOLE 1-like
Cellular component (GO): trans-Golgi network membrane
Molecular function (GO): ubiquitin binding; phosphatidylinositol binding
Source: RefSeq, a predicted model, not a curated record